Marasmius oreades (fairy-ring Marasmius) is the source of this 1672-nucleotide messenger RNA. RefSeq lists its product as uncharacterized. The record is from RefSeq and is a predicted model, not a curated record. Gene Ontology annotation, molecular function: acyltransferase activity, transferring groups other than amino-acyl groups. The transcript is spliced from 3 exons. Lineage: Eukaryota; Fungi; Basidiomycota; Agaricomycetes; Agaricales; Marasmiaceae. The coding region runs from base 434 to 1444 and encodes 336 amino acids.
CCGCGAUGACCAGAAGAGGACCAAAACUCUACCGAAAUCAACGAUGAUUUGUGGCAUAAUAGUAAUAAUAAUCGACGUCCGGAUAGAACUCAAGGUCGACUCAUCUUGACUCGUCGGGUCCGAGUCAUGCUUUGUUUUUCGAGUCCUGUUUCCGUAUCUGCUGUAGAGCCUCAAUUGAUAAUAUGACUCUGAUUGUUGAUAUGGAUGCAAUGUUUUGAGCAUUUUCUCGUCUGCAAUGCAUUGACGUCGCACUUAGGUCCGGAUAGCCCGUCGAGUCAACUAACAAUUGCCCCGCGGAUGCAACAGCAAAAUACAGCUGCAUACGGGUGCACACCAAUUAUAACAGCUCUUCAAAGUGCUUUAUAAAGUGUCAUGUUUUGAGUCAAUUCCUCUCACUUCCAGUCGAACCAAGUCAGAGGAUCUCACACACGACAUGCCUGCACUUACCACCGCUAUCAACUCAUCUUUCGGGCUCAACGCCUACACCAAGGCUUCGAAGGUUCCCAGGAAUGUCCGGGACGCGCUUUCGAGACAUCCCAUUGACUCCAACUGUAUCCUCCCGGCGCUCCUCAAAGCAUUGGACGUUGAGCGCCUCUCUCGUUCCCCACCAUCCGGCCAGCUAUGGAUUGUAUGUCAGUCCGCCUUCGGCAUAGAGCUCGUGGUUUCCUGCACGAACAAUCCACUUGGAGAAUACCCUAUCUUCAUCACCAGCCUCUACCAGUUGCCUAAUGCUGCUCUCCGAUCUCGCAUCCAAGAGAUUGCAAAGCUGCUGUUGAGAAUCACUGGCUCGAGACGCGUUUACAGCGUGUUUGCCCCAGACAGCAUUGCUGACAUGUUCUCUGAAGCGUGGUCAGGCCUUACACGAAUCCAAGCAUAUCCUAAGCCUUACUACGCAGCGAAAUUGUCUUACUGCACUCGGGAUACCCUCAAUGACUACGAUAAUGCUCCCAACUACUACCUUCGCCCUGCCCAGGAUAGCGACCUGAACGAUGUUGCUCGCCUAUGUCAUGGGUUCGCAGACGACUCCGCUCCUUUCUUCCUCAGCGAGGAGGGGGCUUAUUUAGAAGCCGAGCACCUUAUCCAAACCAAGCAGGUAUGGGUCCACGCCGCUUCCAAUGGUCGUCAAACCGCCAUUGCUUCCAUCGUCGCGUUCACUAGGAAUAGUGAAACCAACGCCACCAUCACUAAAGUUUUUACCAACCCUGAUUUUCGUGGGCAGGGUUGUGCCAAGCGACUAGUUCGUCGCGUUUGCGAGCAUUUGCUAUUCAAGACUGGCAAAAGCUCUGUCGCGCUCUUCGUCGCCCAUGAUAAUGCACCUGCCUCGAGGGUCUAUCACAACGUUGGGUUCGUUGGACUCGACGGGACGGAGCGUGACAGUCGUCAGGCUCCUUCGUGGAAGGAGAUUGGUUUUGACCGCAAGAAAGUCGAACUCGGUCACUGGUAAUUGGACGGACAAGUGUUGGCAGUGGAACAUCAUCUCGGACAUAAUUUUUCCCCAGGCUUUUCUCUUCGUUUACUUCUUUGCCUCCACCAAAUCCGUACACCACAUAUGACUGAACAUGAUGUACUUAUUAGAAUCGCCCACCUCAGCUGUAUUGUUAGCUAGAUGCUAGUAGAUAGACAUGUAUUCUACAUCCAAUACUAAUAGAUAAUAAUUUACCGCAAAUUUACC